AUGGAACCCCAAGUCAAGCGGCGGCGACUGGGCGAGCAUCCUCAGUUGUGGGAUGACGACGCGGACGGGGAUGACGAGGACUGGGAGGAGUAUGACGAAGACGACCACAGUGAUAAUGGACAGGCAGCUCUCGGGGAACGAGAAGGCUCCGUUGAGCAGGAUGACGGCUACCAGCUUGCUAUUGAGAAAGCUUAUGCCGACAAUCGGUUUCGAGCUACCAUGGCCCGUAUUUUCGAGAAAUAUGGCCGUGACUUUGAGGGAAUCGGCGACGAGAUCGACCUAUGUACCGGAGAAAUCGUCGUUAACAAUGGUCACAUUGAAAACAUGCGUAAUGAGGUCGACGUUGGAGAUGAUCCUCGGAGCCCCAACGGAAACGUUGACAACGACCACCGUGACGACGACGAGGAGAAUUUCGAUGAUGGUGGCGCAAUCUUACCAGAUGAUCGUCCAGAAGAUGAGAGGGGUCCAUAUUACUCCCGUGAAUUGGGAGCUGAUGACACUUUGCAUGACGACGACGACGCGAGCCAAAGCUGGACGAGCGAUGCAGACGACACCAAACUCCCACCGGGCAAUGUGCAGCUCCAGAGGCUGCAGCAACCGUUCAGUCCGGAGUCUGUGGACGCAAUAUCUGGAUAUGAUCUAAAAUCUGAUGGGAGUCCAAGCUUGAUCUCCGGACUUUAUGGCGGCGGAGGUUUGCGGUACGCCUCAUCUUUGGGCGAGUUCGGGGCAUCGCCCCUUGCUCUGGGGCCGUGGGACACGUUGCCUCAAGCGCAGGAACGAUAUGAAUUUCCCAAGCAGGAUGGCUCCGGUUCUAUUUGGGCUCCUGACUACCGCUUUAAUGACAACGAACCUGAACAUCGUCCUGCUAUCAGAGCACGGUUAGGCCCGUCAAGGGCGAGGCCGACGACAGCUAAAAGGCCCAAGGCUCUCCUUGCCCCAUGGGCUGGAAAGGGAGGAAGGGAAAGGCCUACAGCGUCGCAUAAACGAACAGUCAAUGCGCCUAAACAACACUAUGAUAAGCUUGGGAAGCAAAUGAUGCCUUUGGGGAACCUCUCUUGGGUCGAGACCAUGGAGGAGAGUGACACCAUCGAUGAUGCCGUCUUCUCAUCAGCAGAGGCACCCUUGUCUUCGGACACAGGCGACAUGACCGACGAAAUGCCACAGCCGAAGCCGACGAGUGCGUCAGAACCCGCCUCGAGAAUCAUACCUGAUUCCCAGGAUUCGUAUGCUUCUCUAGGAAAUCAGCCCACUCAAUCCAGUGCCAAAUCGAAACCCCCGCAGCCUCCCAAGUCUAAACAGCGAGAUUACAAAUCCGCCUGUGUGCUCUCAGACGAUGAAUCACCUCUAUAUUCGCCACUGGUGGAAUCAAGUAGUACCACGAAUCCCACGACAUCUGCCAGGGCACUCCCCAACGCGACUGCUGUCCCGGCUUCUAAUGCUAAUGCUGAUGGCACAGUAGUCAAACGGGGGCGAGGGAGACCUAGGAAAUAUCCUCCUGGCUAUCGGCCCCCUCGGACCUAUCGAAGGAAACCCAAGGCUCCCUUGUCUGAACUACCCGGCUUGACAAGACCUCUUAUUGUACCGACCAUGCCAAACAUGUCAUUCAUGCCCACAAUGUCAACUGCACCAACCGCACAGGCAACUAUGCAGCCAAGGACACAACAAAUUCGAUCAGAAACAGUUCCACAGGUGAAAAGAAAGAGAGGCCGGCCUAGAAAAUAUCCUCUACCUGGGACUGUGCCACAACAGAGUCCGAAGAGUUCCUCCGAUAAGCGAUGUCAACAGCCCAAGGGCCAGGAACCUUUCCUUCAAACCUUUCAGCCUAGUUUCCAGCAGCAAGGGUUUCAGUAUCCAUUGAAUCCCUUGUUCCAGCAGCCUCUUUUUCAAUUUCCUCAGCAAGGGUCUUACCAGCCUUGGUACCCUUUGCAGCAGUCAUAUAUCCAGCAUCCCAUGUUCCAAUUUCCACAGCGAAUUGUGCAACAGCCGAUCCAACAGCUCUGGCAACAACCUAUCAUACCAUAUCGCCCAGCCCAACCACUGUCGCCGUCCCAGCCGGUGAAGAGAAAACGAGGACGACCGAGAAAAUACCCUGUCAAGUUUGACUCGGUCUACCCUGGCUAUGUGAUGAACCGCAAGAGAAGUGCCUCUAAGAAAGCGUACGAAGAGUUCUCAUCGCACCAGCAACUACCCGGUCUGCAGAACAGCAUGACUGCUCUUCUUAGUGGACAGUCGGGCCGUACGAUGGUAUCGGAGGACGCAUGGUAUGGCGUUGCCCGGCAGCUUGCGCAAGAUAUCGCAUGUCUUCAAGGCGGGUCUUUGUUCGAAAGUCAGUUUCAAGCUGGGCCCCCGACGUCGAUCGAGAGGACCUCUCGGUCAUCGUCAGAGGAGGCCGGAACCCCUGAGACCGACUCCUUUUCAUCCCCGGAAACGGGCGAUGAGCCUGCACGCAUCACAGAACUACCAGAAGUCAGUAACAUUGACGUUGCAUCAACCACACAUCAAGGCUCUCACAUCGAGGCUGCUGUCUCUUUUCUGGAUGACAUGCCAGUACCUGAUCAAGGAUCUAUUGAGUCGUAUUCAAUCGACCGGAGCAUGCCUGAUCCCGCAUCAACAGAGUGUCCUCCGGCUGAACGCGAUAUAUUUGACCAGGCAUCACCUGAAUCCGUCCCUUUUGAUUCCGAUUUGAUUGAUCCUGCUUUGAUCGAUCCUGCUUUAACCGAGCAAGCAUCUGUGGAUCUUUCUGCAGCAGAGCUGGGUGCGAGUGAGCCCGCUCCAGCUUUGACGGAUUCAGACACCUUCGACCCAACUUGUAUAGAUCCCGCCUUACUAUUGGAAGAUUCUGAUUCACCUAUGGAAGAUGAUGAUGGAGGAUUUGUCGUGACGCAGUCGCCGGUGAAGAGCGUGACAGGGGGUGCCCAGCCAACCCCUUCACCACCGAGUCCGCCGCCCAGCAUGAGAAGGUCAUCACCAUUGAAAGGUGAAGGGCGUUGUACUCCCUCUCCAGCACCUGAGCACAAUGUCGAUCGCCACACCCCAACCUCUCUCGAGUCUGCCAAAGAUAGCAAGCCCUUACGGUAUGGGCCAGAUGCUUUUGACCUUCCAUCGUCGCCAGAGCCUUUGAACAAUCGCAUUGCGACAAGAGAUGCGCGAGAGAAGGGGCCAGUUUUGGAGCCAGAAGAGACUUUGGAUUAUUCCUCUUCUCUUUCCUUACAAGGCGCUCCCGACUUCGUUGGCGCCGACGGGGAAAAUGGCCAAGCCUGCACACCGGCAACAGAACGCCCACCAGAGUUGCCUCCAAUAGUAAUAGUCGACACGGCAAUAAAAGAUUCGAUUGUCAGUGAGCAAGGAUCGUCAACGAGCAACGAGAAAUCUGUCGAAACGGCAGCUGCCUCCCUUGAGGUUGUACCCAAAGCAGUGGACGAUUGCCAACGACUAGUUACUGAGCCUCAAAAGUCGUCGGAACAACCAAUUCUUCAGCCAUCACAACCAAAAGAAAGGCAGGAAGAUGACCAGGCUGCUUCAGGAGCAGAGACGAAAUCGUCACCCAAGACGAUCACGAGUCCUCGAACGCCAGAGCCGCAAAAGCCAGUUGAGCUUACAAACCAAACUCCAAGGAAAUUGCCUGAAAGACGCUCCCCCAAGGUACCCAGGUCUGCAGAGAGAUGCGCCCCUAUUUUUGCGGAGUCUCCCAUCUUUGUCAAGUCACCUACUCGUAGUCCUCCAAACAAUGAAAGCCCUCUCAGUAAGCGACGCACGACAGAAAGGCGAACGAUGGGAGAGCUCAAGAAAGCAAUAUUGGAACCGCGGCAAAGGGACAAGAUUACCGGAUGUUCCCGUGCUACACCCUCCAAGAAUAACCAGGACAGACCGGUCGUCUGUGUCGAGGUCAACCAUGUCGACGUCAAGCGUGUCAAAUCCAUCAGUGUCCAAAACAUCGACGUCCCAGGACAAGAGCUCAACGGCUCUUAA
Molecule: messenger RNA, 3969 nt
Organism: Metarhizium album ARSEF 1941
Lineage: Eukaryota; Fungi; Ascomycota; Sordariomycetes; Hypocreales; Clavicipitaceae
Product: Myb-like DNA-binding domain protein
Exons: 2
Coding region: 1-3969 (1322 amino acids)
Cellular component (GO): nucleus
Molecular function (GO): histone binding; DNA binding; protein heterodimerization activity
Source: RefSeq, a predicted model, not a curated record